Molecule: messenger RNA, 2544 nt
Organism: Aedes albopictus (Asian tiger mosquito)
Lineage: Eukaryota; Metazoa; Arthropoda; Insecta; Diptera; Culicidae
Product: ecdysone-induced protein 74EF-like
Exons: 2
Coding region: 819-1112 (97 amino acids)
Source: RefSeq, a predicted model, not a curated record
CCUUGCCAAAUCAAGCACCUCUACCAAAGUUACCAAGAGCUGAGGCCUCAGUUCGAACGCAAACGGAAUGCCCUCACCAACGUCUUCCAAUCGGUGCUGAAAACAAGCAAACCCACACCCACUCCGUCCGUUCAAUCGGGUUCCUCCUCGUCCAGUUCGGGAUCUUCAUCAGGGUGCACCAAAAAAAGAUGAUCAUCGCAACAAACCCGCUUCCGAUCGAAUCAACUCAAAAUCAACGCCUCCGAAUAGAAGCAUCGCCAAACCGAACCGGAAACCACAGAACCAAACGGAGGACUUUUAAUUAAUUAAAGAAGCGAUAACCAACCCAACCAAUCAACAAACACACGAAUCUGUGAUAUUCUAAGGCUACCACACCCACCCGAAGAUUACCAAAUGGGUUAGGAAGAUAAGUGCAACACCACCGUCCUAUUCAGAGAGAAAAGAAUAAGUCAAAAUUUACCGCAAACCGAGUGCCUUCCCGUUUCCGGAGUUUUACCACGGAACAACCGAAAUCUGCAUGUGUUCAUAGUUUAGUACGUUAAACCAUUCGGGAUCUCUAUUUUAUGGCAUCGAAUAAACUCGCCGCGUGAGAAGUGCUAUAAUUCUACAAAACGCAAACUGUUAUAUAUAGCGUUACUUAUCCUGAACUCGCACCUCAACGGACAAAUUUUAUAGCAAGCGAAAUAAAUCUGUUGUCGAACGGAUUGGAACAGUGAUUUCCAAACACCGCAUCGUAAACCACCACCCAGGAACAAAAAAAGCCAAAAAGCCGUACGCUGGCGUUGGCAAGCUUACGAGGUGGCUCGGCCAUCGUGGCGAUGCCAUUUAUCGAUGAGGACCUGCUAUGGUGUCCGGACAACGAUGCGCGGAUGGCUGACCUGCAGGCUUGCCUUCAGGAAGCCAACGGUCCCAACCAACCGUCGUCGGAUGGCGGCAGCAGUGCCAGUGCCAAUGGCUGUGAUUUGAAUAACCUGGAGGAAACGCUGUGUAACGAUUCGGAUGAUCUGUUGCGACAGCUGACGGAGAACACCUUUGAGUUGGAACAGUUCUUCCAGGAUUUUCCCGUAACUGAGAUUAAAGUCGUAAGGAGUCGUUGUUUUGAUUUGGGUUGACUGUUGGUUAGAAGAGGGGUGUUCCAAAAAGCAGAGAAAUGUUCAAAAGUCAUGAUUAAGCCGAAGAUUUGAGAGACGUAACCUAGGGUGGUUCAUAAAAUCGGUUUUUUGGCUCUCAAAACCAAUUUUCAACAAUCUAUACGCAUACGCAAAGGGUAACAUGCGGUAGCAUGGGCCACCUAAAGUUUGGCGCUCAUUCUCUUCUUUCUGUUCGUCUUUCUGGCUCUAUAUUUCCGUUGAAAUUUGGGCUGCAACGCUUCAACAUAUUGUUCUUUCAGCACUUCCACAGUUAAUUAUAUAUAGAAAUACUUUCUUUGCCAGCCGAUUUCAAAUCUUCAUACGCUCAUUAAGUAGUUUCUUCUGUGAUUUUCGAAGAAUUUGCCAUUGAAAUGCCUCCAGGAGCUCCUUUGAAAAAUACGUCAGUCCCUGGAGCUCCUCCUAGGGUUCUUCAGAAGUUACUGUGCUUCGAUAUUUCCAUGAGAAGUUCCACCAGGAAUAAACUACGUAGACUUCACCAGAGGGGAGGGAGGUUCUGGCAAAAGUCUACGGUCCAUACAAACUUUUAAAAUUAUAUAUGAACAAAAGUCUACGAGGGGGGAAAGGGGUCACUGAGAUGUCCGAAGAUGAGUCUUCGUUGAGGUCUGACCAGUUUAUGGACAGCGCCUAUCUGUAAGAUAACCCCAAUAGAUUGUUUCUGGGAUUCCUCCACAAUAUUUCUAGUUUCUCUAUGUAAUUUCGUACGAACUCGCUUAGUUAUUUCUGAGAAUGCUAUGAGCAUAGAAACUUAAUAAAAAGAUAUUGAUUUCUAGGAUUUCUACAGAAGUUUCAUCUAGAAAUCAACCAGACAUUUCUCUUCAAACUCGUGCUGGAGUUUCUACGGCGAUUCCUUCAGAAGUUUCGCCAAGAAGUUGAAAUCCUGAAAAAAAAUCAAUCUUUAUUUUACCACCCACUACGAGAUUCUCUUAAGAACAAACGUCUUGAAAUCCCGCUUCAACAGUGCAUCAGAACUUCAGACGCACAAAUCUCAAGAAGCAAGCUUCAAACAACAGUGAAUUUUAUUAUUCUGUUCUUGCUCACUUGUAAUAAGCUUAAAAUAAGAAGCUCAGGUGCGCUGGUUUUGUUUACGAAGAGAUUUGUGCUUUCAAAAUCGUGAGUAGGUGGCAAAGUCGGCCAUUUUGGGAUUCCCACAAGUCUGUCCUUAAAAUUACCCCAGGAGUUCCUUCUAAAAUUCACCCAAAUCCACCCACUUCAGAAAUUCUUCCUGCAGGAGAUUUCUCCAGAAGUUCCUAGGGUAAUUCUAACAAUUUUUUUUUCUGACAUUCCAGAAAUUCUUCGUGAGAUUCUUCUAUGAGUUCCUUCUGGGGUUUCCUUAGAAGCUCUUCCUGGGACUCUUCCUAUAGUUUUUCUGACAUUCCCUUGGGAGUUCUUAAAA